UCCUGCUGCCGAUGGAGAAGAAGCGCCUGAAUAUCUUCAUUCCUGCUCAUGUCAGGCGGCCAGUCAACUUGACAACCAGAAGAAAUACACCGAAGGACCAAGCAAACAUCUCCUACAGUUAUUUUAUCGCUUUGCUGCGAAACAACCGCCACAUCUCGCCGUAUCAUGCAUCACAUAGAAGUGUCAAUCCCGUCUUUUCGGUCGGAGGGCAGUACCGUGGAGAAGGGAUACACGGUUUUUAAGAUCGAGGUGCUCAUGUGUGGCAGACAGCAUACUGUUGAGAAACGAUACAGUGAAUUUCACGCGCUUCAUAAAAUGCUUAAAAAGAUAAUAAAACCUCCAGAAAUCCCUUCAAAACAUGUGAGGAACUGGGUUCCCAAGGUUCUUGAGCAGAGGAGACAGGGACUCGAACUCUACCUUCAGACUAUAAUCAUGGAAAAUGAGGUUCUUCCAAAGAUAUUCCUGGAUUUCCUCAAUAUCCGCCAUUUCCCAUCUCUGCCAAAAACUGAAAGUUGUGGAUCAUUUGAAACAGAAUCGGAUGAAUCAAGUAAACUGACACAUCAACCAGCACUUCUCUACCAGAGGGAUCCAUAUCUGCUUCCUGCCUCAAAUGAUACAUUUUCCAAUAUGGUAAUCGAAGGUGUGAUACGUGGAAUAUUUUACCCAGAUUUCCAGCCGAGGUAGAUCUCAGCACUACAAACAACAUCACGGAUUAAAAAAGGGAUUCAACACUAACUCUCACAGCACCAGUUUAACAGACUCACUCAAUGCAGCCUUAAGAGUGUAGUUUGGUAUCAACACUCCUUGAGAUUUUGCUUUGUUAAAUCCAAAAUUAGUUGUGCGCAUUCAAAUCACUUAUCAAAUCAAGGUCUCAUUUAAUAUAGCAGAAGUACCUCCGCAUAUGUUUGCACUUCUCUCCUGUGUCAUAUAUUGAGGUCAGAUGAAUAUCUGAUCUCCUCUGACUGCAUUUCUGCAGAUUAGCUAAACUAUAAGUGUUGGAAGAGCCUUGAACAUUUUCAUUAUGUUAUUGAAUUAUUGCAUAAACGUUAUUUUCUU
Messenger RNA from Danio rerio (zebrafish), 1056 nucleotides. It is a transcript of the gene snx24, whose product is annotated as sorting nexin 24. Gene Ontology annotation, molecular function: phosphatidylinositol binding. The record is from RefSeq and is marked provisional. Gene Ontology annotation, cellular component: cytoplasmic vesicle membrane. NCBI's taxonomy places the organism in Eukaryota, Metazoa, Chordata, Actinopteri, Cypriniformes, Danionidae.